Molecule: messenger RNA, 8827 nt
Organism: Myripristis murdjan (pinecone soldierfish)
Lineage: Eukaryota; Metazoa; Chordata; Actinopteri; Holocentriformes; Holocentridae
Gene: lrrk2
Product: leucine-rich repeat kinase 2
Exons: 52
Coding region: 562-8217 (2551 amino acids)
Biological process (GO): protein phosphorylation
Molecular function (GO): protein kinase activity; protein binding; GTP binding
Source: RefSeq, a predicted model, not a curated record
UGUGGAGACCUGGAGCUGCAAAUGUUGCGUUAAAUACCGACAUAAAGUCACAGGCUUGCUCUAAAUUAGUGCGGGCAGUCUUGGCACGUAUUACAAACACUGCACAUUUCAAACAGCCGUGAUUUCUUGUUUGGGUUGGGAAAACACCGGCCGGUCCCGGUGGUUGAAUAUUCGCGGCUUCUGUUGUUGUCUUCCUCUCUUCCCCAAACGGGAAGUAUUCUCUGACUGGAGUCAUAUGAUAUGUCCGCAGGGAACGAGGAACACGCCUGUGAGAGAGCGCCGCUGUCAAACUGAAACGACAGAAGAAGUCAAACCUCAAAUACAGGAACAUGUUGCCCUCUCAGAGGAAGGUUGCCGAGGAGGAUUUUUGUCAACUCCACACGUGAAACUUUGCGAGCGCUUCCCGUGUCGUGUGAGCUGUUCCCGGCGGCUGCUGCUCUGAUCCCAUGCUAUGCGGCAGCGAUGCGGCCGCUAGCAGCUGUUUGUGGGCCUUGAAGCGCCGUAAUAAGCUAAAUGUGCGUCAAGUCGCCGGGUGGGAAACAGUAGCCUACUUGAAAGAUCAUGGUUAACAAAGAGGAACUGGAAGAGAGGUUGAAGAAACUACUAGUGAGGUUAAAAAACCCACCGGAAGACAGGCAGCUAAACACACUGAUUCAAAUCAUCCAGGAUCUGCUUUUCCUGGCGCACACAGACUGUGCAGCAGAGCUGUUUGAAGACAAAGAUGUUCAGAGGCCUCUCAUGCCGGUGUUGUCAUCUCACAUCAACGCCAGAGGAGUCCAGCAGGUGGGCUGGUCACUGCUGUGCCGGCUGGUGGAAAUAUGCCCUGCUACACUGGAUCAGCUGACCAGACCUCUGCAGGAAGCCAAGGACAGUGAGGUGCUGGGAGUUCACCAGCAGAUUCUGAAAGUACUGUCCCAGUACAGGAAGGACUGCAGAGUGACCAUGGUUGGACUCCGAGCCCUGGCUCUUCUGCUCAGAUCAGAGUUGCUGCCUCUGCUGGUGCUGGACGAGGAGGAGGAGGAUGUGUUUGGCCUGGUGGUGCAGGCGAUGAAGACAUUUCCUAGCAGUGAAGAAGUGCAGCUGCAAGGCUGUUGUGCCCUGCAGGUCCUGCUGGAGAGAGUGAGCGAUGACCAUCUAAUGGAGUUUAUGGAGAACCAGGACCAUGUCGUGGUCUUGGAGGCUCUGCAGAGGUUCCCGGACAGUCCUGACCUGUUGCUACAGGCCAUAAAUGUGCUGCUUCCUCUGGCCCGCCCUGGCAGUAAUGUGGAGAUACUGAUGUCAGGAGGAGUGAGGUGCUACAGCGUGCUCAUCGCCGCCAUGGACGCCUUCCCCGAGAUAGAGGAGCUGCAAGAGACAGCCUGCUGUCUGUUCCGAAAGUUUACAUCAGAGAGUUACUACAACAUCCUGGUAUUGAACGGUGCACAGAGGGUUGCAGUCAGAGCCUGUGAGACUUUCCCUGACAACGCCACACUGCAAGCCGCUGCACUCUCCUGCCUGGCUGACCUCACUGCAACCAUAGUGCAGAACAAAGCAGUGGCUGAGCAGGGUCUGGAGGAUGGAGAGGAGGAGGAGAACAGGGGUAAAGAGGAAGUGGAGGACAUGGACCUGGGCUGGAUGGAGGUCUGCUGCACCGCACUGGAGCUCCAUGCCGCUGAGCCGGCCGUACAGGAAGCUGCAAGUUGGGCCAUUCACAGCCUGUUACUGUAUGGAGCUGGACUGAACCAUUCAGCAGAGGAGCAGGCUGACAGGACUCCUGUUCACAGGCAGUUAAUGGCAGCCAUGCUGCUCCACUCCUCCUCUCCCCAAGUGGUCACAGCUGCUACCAGUGCCAUGGGUGCACUCAUUAAAAAUAACAGUAAAAUAUGCUCACUGCUGUUGUCCAACGGCCUCCAUGUCAACCUGGUGGAGAUGAUGAAGAAACACUCGACCUCUGUCAAAGUUUCCAUCAGUGCCUGCAAACUGCUCAACCUCCUCUUCCAGGGAAGGACAGCCAGUUUGGAUGAGCUGAACAUGGCAAUGAGUCAAAUCCUCAGCAACAUGAAGAUCCACAACUUUGAGCCCGAGCUGCAACUGGAGGCGCUGCAGGCCAGCCUGGUCUUCCUCUGUCCAGACAGGAGUUUACGGGAGCAUGGCGUCUCUGUGGCGGACCCUGACAUGGCUGACGUGUCACUAAAGGUCCUGAAGAACCAGUGUGUGGUUGAGGGAGCUCACACGGUCUACUUGGAGGUUCUCAACAGGUUUAUCAGCAGCUCAUCCAUACAGAAGUGCGGUCUGAGGGUGCUGUCGGCUCUGGCAGACUGUUCGGGUGCAGUGGACCUGCUCUGCCAGCAGGGGGCCAUAGACACAGUGCUACAUACACUACAGAUGUUCCCAAGUGAACGAGAGAUACACUACUGGGGUCUGAACCUGCUUUACUACCUCGUAUCCAAGAAGAAGCUGUCGAGAAUGAUGGUACCAGUUCUGGCCUCCGUUCUGGUCGCCUCUCUCAACCAGUAUAAAGGAGACCCUGAGAUGUUACUGAAGGGUUUUCAGGUGGCUCUAAGGAUGAUGGAUGCCUGUUCGGGAGCAGCUGCUGAACUGCAGAGAGAAGAUUUUGACAGGCAGAUCUUCCAGCAGCUCAGAGAGGACGCUCCUGACCAGAGUCACAACGCACAACUGCGUAAGUCCGCUUGCCUGGCUCUGUCUAAGAUGUGGUGUGACUCAGAGUUGCGGUACAGCAUGCUGGAGAAGGCUUGCAAGGAUGGAGACACAGUGAUGGCCGAGUGUCUCAUCCAGCUGGGCGCCGACAUCAACAAGAAGACAAAGACCGAGUCUCUCAUCUACCAGGUGUGUGAGAGAGGUGGACCGCUGGACCUGGUGGAGGUGCUGCUCAGCCGAGGUGUCCACGAGCAGCACCUCCGCAGGGCUUUGACGGUCAGCGUGAAGCAGGGAGACGGACCCAUCAUCAUCCAGCUUUUGUGCCGUCUGGGUCUGGACCUGAACAACAGCGCCCUCUGCCUGGGGGGCUUCCGCUUGGGCCGCCUGCGCUCUGCCUGGCUUAGCCCCCUGCUGGCAGAAAGAGGCAGAGCACACAGUCUGCGUUAUGGCAACAGUAAAGGGGUGAGCUUGGCCUGGUACAUCCAGUCUCUCCAGAGGUCCAAGAGCGUUGCUGGUGGUCCCAGGACUCUGGGGGACCCUUGUCUGACCUCCGGUUACACGUCUGAUGAGAGUGACGACUCCAGUUUUAGUUUUGUCUCCAUGGACGACGGCCUGGUUUUCAAUGACGACAUGGAGAGCGACGGAAGUGAUUCACUGUCAUUGGCUCUGUCUCCAAAGUCUCGGAAUAAUUCAGCAGAAGAGUUGAGAGCAGGGUCCUUCAAAAGGAAGCAGGGGCGCCACCGACAUGCCAGUGCAGAGAGUGGCCAAGCUGAGAAUGAACACAGUGAGCCCGUGCAAAGAAGAUAUGGAAGGGCUAGCUCAAACCAAAAAGGUAUCUGCUCCCCAUUGCCGGGUGCUGGGGAGAAUUUGUCCUCGCUGCAAAAGGAAAAGGAGAGGAUCCGCCUGCUGGAUCUGUCAGGGAACGAGCUGGACUCUCUGUGCUGUCUGAUGGACGAGGGCUCGGUCCAGCAGCAGCUGGAGCAUCUCUUUCGCCUGGACCUGAGCCACAACAUCUUGUUAGAGUUUCCCUCUGUACUGUGCCAGAGCUUGAAGAGUUUGACUCGACUGGACCUCCAGGGCAACCAGCUUCAGUCGCUUCCAGUGGAGCUGCUGGCCCUGCCUGCGCUGAGCACGCUCAACGUCUCACGCAACUCUGUCGGUCCCCUGCUGACCCUAGACCCGACUGUCAUCUGCCCAUCGCUGCGGCAGCUCAACCUGUCAUUUAACAAAAUCACCACCUUCCCGCAUCAGCUGGGCCAGGCUAUGGACCAGCUGGAGGAGCUGUCAAUGGAAGGUAACAGUAUCAGUGAGCUGUGCACUCCCGUGUGUCUGCCGGAAGUGAAGCUGCUGGAUGUGAGCAAGAACAACAUAGAGAACAUUUCCCCAGACUUCCUGACCAGCUGCCCCAAGCUAGAGACCUUCAGCGCCUCCAUGAAUAAACUCUGUUCCCUGUCACAUGUGCCAUCCAAGAUCACAACACUGAAACUGGCAAACAACAGUUUCACUUACAUUCCAGAGGCCAUACUUGAUCUCCCAAAUUUGCGGUCAGUAGACAUGAAAUCCAACGACAUUGCUGUAUUACCGGGCCCGGGGUUCUGGGCGUCCAUCAACCUCCGAGAGCUGAUGUUUAGUCAGAACUGUAUUGGAGCUCUGGACCUGAGCGGACCAAUCCACAAAUGGGCCAGGCUGGAGAAACUUCACCUGGGUGACAACAGGCUCACUGAGAUCCCUCCUCAGAUCGGCCUGCUGGAAGAGCUGACCUCCCUGGAUGUGAGCCGUAACCCCGGUCUGCGGUCCUUCCCUGAUGAGAUGGGGAAGCUGGGGAAACUGUGGGACCUACCACUGGACGGCCUGUGUCUUCAGCUGGACCUCAAACUCAUUGGCAGCAAGACCAAAGACAUUGUCAGGUUUCUGCAGCAGCGGCUGAAGAAGGCAGUGCCUCACUAUAGGAUGAAGCUCAUUGUGGUGGGGAACGCCGGCAGUGGGAAGACCACCCUGAUCCAGCAGCUGAUGAAACUGAAGCGAUCCCAGUUGAACUCAGAGCGGACCAACAUCGGUAUCAGUGUCCGAGACUGGACCAUCCGGGAACGGGACAAGAAGAACAUGGUCCUCAACGUGUGGGACUUCUCAGGUGGAGAGGAGUUCAGUGGCUCACAUCCACACUUCCUCACUCCCAGAGCUCUCUACCUGGUGGUGUAUAACCUCAGCAAGGGAGCCAGCCAAGUGGAUGCCCUCAAACCAUGGCUCUUCAACAUCAAAGCAGUAGCCCCGUUGUCCCCAGUCAUCCUGGUGGGAACCCACACAGAUGUGAGCGAGGAGCCACAGCUCCAGGCCUGUCUGACCAAGAUCAGAGAGGAGCUGCUGAGCCACCAGGGCUUUCCUGCCAUCAAGGACUACCACAUGGUGUCCGUCUGCGAGGACUCAGACGCAGUGGCCAAGCUGCGCAAGGCCAUCGCCAGGGAGGUGACCAGCUUCAAGAUAGAGGGUCAGCCUGUGAUGGGCCAGUUGGUACCAGACAGCUAUGUGGAGCUGGAGCGCCGGGUUCUCCAGGAGAGAACGAGGGUACCCCCGGAGUUCCCCGUCCUCAGGCACCAGGAGCUGCUGCAGCUCAUCCAGGAGAGUCAGCUGCAGCUGGAGGAGGCUGAGCUGCCCCACGCCAUCCACUUCCUCAGUGAAGCAGGCGUUCUCUUGCACUUUGAUGAUCCUGCUCUUCAGCUUCAAGAGCUCUACUUCAUCGACCCUCAGUGGCUCUGUAACAUCAUCUCACAGAAACUGACACUGAAGAGCUGUGGCUUCUGGGAGCAUCCCAAAGGCGUGGUGCAGCGCUCAGUGGUGGAAAAGUUCCUGUUUGAGAGCAAAUGUUUCCCUAAGAGCCACCUGACCCAGUUCUUCAAGCUGCUGGAGAAGUUCCAGAUCGCCCUGCCCUUCGGGGACGACCAGCUCCUCGUACCCAGCAGUCUAUCCAAACACAGGCCGGUGAUAGAGCUGCCUCACUGUGAAAACUCCGAGGUGAUUGUGCGUCUGUACGAAAUGCCCUACUUCCCCAUGGGUUACUGGUCCCGCCAGAUCAGCCGCUUGCUGGAGGUCUCCUCCGUCAUGCUCUUUGGCAGAGAGAAAGUGUUGCGACCCAACCGGAUCUACUGGAGGAGAGGUGUUUACUUGAGCUGGUCCCCUGAGGCCUACUGUCUGGUGGAGGCUGCCCCAGCCGAGGACAACCCUGCCAGCUUUGUCAAGGUCACUGUGCCUUGCUCAAGCAAAGGUCGGAUGCUGCUGGGUCAGGUGGUGGACCACAUCGACUCCCUGUUGGAGGAGUGGUUUCCCGGCUUGCUCAACACUGAUAUGCAUGGCAGUGGCGAGGCCCUGCUGAAGAAGUGGGCUCUCUACAGUUUCAAGGAUGGUCAGGAAUGGAGCAAGAUCUUGCUGGAGGACCUCUUUACCCAUUUUGACAAUGAUUUUCUGUUGGUGAACCCGGAGGACUCGCGAUGCACACUGCCCAUCUCUCAGAUCGCCCCUGACUUGACACUAAGUGACCAGGCUGCAGAGAUCAUACUGGACAGCGAGGAGCUGGAUGUAGACCUCUCUAAGGAGAACCGAUUGGGCGAUGGUGGUUUCGGAACUGUUUAUCGAGGAGUCUACAAAAAAGAAGAGGUAGCUGUGAAGAUUUUCAACAAGCAUGCAUCUGAGCUCUACAUCCACAGGCUCCUCAGACAGGAGUUAGCAGUGUUGGGUCGCCUCCACCACCCCAGCCUGGUUGGCCUGCUGGCAGCCGGUUCUGCCCCCCACGUCCUGGUUAUGGAGUUAGCUCCACGUGGCUCCUUAGACUCGCUUUUUGAGCACGAGAACGGCAGCCUCAACCGGAAACUGCAGCACAGGAUAGCCCUGCAGGUGGCGGACGGACUCAGCUACCUCCAUUCAUCGAUGAUCAUCUACCGAGAUCUGAAGCCCCACAACGUCUUGCUGUUCAACCUGAAGACCAACUCUGAGAUUAUUGCCAAGAUUACUGACUAUGGCAUCGCUCAGUACUGCUGCAGCAUGGGUGUGCGAAGCUCGGAGGGGACGCCAGGUUUCCGAGCGCCAGAGGUCGCCCGUGGAAAUGUGAUCUAUAACCAGCAGGCUGAUGUGUUCUCCUUUGGCCUGCUCCUCUAUGACCUUUUGACCUGCGGCGAGCGCAUCUCUGAUGGCAUGAAGUUCCCCAGUGAGUUUGACGAGAUCGCAGUGCAGGGGAAAUUGCCAGACCCAGUGCAACACUAUGGCUGCUCCCCGUGGCCGGGCUUCCAGGCUCUGAUGAAGGACUGCAUGAAGGAAAGUCCUCAGGAUCGGCCCACAUCUGCUCAGGUGUUUGACAGGCUGAACUCGGGGGAGAUGCUGUGUCUGAUGAGGGAGUUGGUGGUUCCCAGGGCUUCCAGUGCUGAGUGCUUCACCGUGGGCCCCGGCAGCAGUGAUGGCCCCUCGUCCUGCAGCCCCAGGGCCUGGCUGGGUGGAGGCAGCAGCACGCAGAGAGUGGGCUCUGUCACAUCCAUAGACCUGGACAUCAACACAGUCACUACACAGGAGAUUGACACCAGCCCUGUCCUAUGCCUGGUCAUAGUCCAAAUUCCAGAGGAGGCCUGUGAUUGGCUGGUGGCGGGGACCCAGUCCGGCUCCUUGGUGGUCAUCAACAGUCGGGACAUGUCGACGUGGCACCACCUGCAGAGUGUCACCGACGCUGUCACCUCACUGUUCUUCCACACACACCCGCGUCGCUCGCAAAGAAAGAAUUACUUGCUAGUUGGGACGGCUGAUGGAAUUCUUACUGUUUAUGAGGACUCUGCUUUAAAGAGUGAGAAUGGCCAGCCGGUGAAAACCCUCACCAUAGGGACUGUCAACACACCUGUCAUGUGUCUGGGCCAGUCGAUGCACUCGCUGGACAGGACGUCGAUCUGGGCCGGCUGCGGCACCAAGAUCCUCUCAUUCGCCGCGGACUAUGACGUGUGGAAGACCAUCGACACCAGACCCAACCUCAUCUUCCAGCAGCAGCGGGCGAUGGGCAGCGAGGCGUGUGUGUCUCGUAUGGUGGUGGAUAAACACGUGUACCUGAGCAAAGCUGGGGCACCGACGGUCGAAGUGUGGGACAAGAGGAGCGAGAGGAUGCUGGACUGCAUCGACUGUGCUCAGCUGAUCAGGCAUGACUCUGGCUCGAGAGGCAGAAAGGGCAGCAUGGUGGAGCACAGCAAAGCGGCUCCCACCUGGGCCAGAGUGAAGGCCCUGCUGGUGCAGAGCAGCACUGCCCUGUGGAUCGGCACUAGAGGGGGCUACCUGCUGCUGCUGGAGCUUUCCAAACAUCAGGCGCUGCAGGUCAUCGGACCCUGCGGCGAGUCCAUCCGCAGCAUGGCCUCUGCACUCAUAGAAACACUAAACCGGAAGAAUGUGGUGCUGGUGUUGGGCAGAAGACUCUCACAAGACAAGAACCAGCCUGAUGAGGAGUCCGUGCUGAUGAUGUGGAACAGCACCCUGCCGUUGGAGGUCAAAGACCUGAACAAACAUUGUGAGAUGAGAGAGGAGAUAGCGGCCAAAAUGAGAGAGCAGCUCCACCAUAACUGAGCCUCCAGCUUUGUAUAAUGUACAACGAAAAGGGAUCGAAUCUCCAGUCCGUUAAGUGUCAGUAGUACACGUUAAAGGAGAAGGUUUACCUCAUUUUCUGACAGCCAUAAUUUUUAGUGCACUGACCCUGAAAGACCAAGAAGUAAUUAAGCCACCACAAAGUAAUUGCCUAUUACACAUAUAUUUGAUUCCUUAACUGUCUUUUAUGGUGCACACUUAUGAAAUAAGGUGUUGCCGGAUGUAGACAAUCUCUGUGUAAUUUUGAAGACGUUUUUAAAAGGGACACAGAUCUAAUUUGUGUUGUUGUCAGGGCUGUGGCAAUACUGAUGUGCAGGAAAACCUAUUCGUCCUGAGGAAUACAAAUGUUUGUUUACCUGUGAUAUGCUAUAAAGCCAGAAACUGGAAUGUAAGCCAAAGGAAAAAGCCUCUCAAUGCCUAUAUUUGAUUAUUUAUUCUCAUGUCUGUUUUUGUGUUUACCAGUGAGCCGAUUCACUCCAGUCCAAUGCUUUGUACAGGUUUUUUUAGUUCAUGUUUUUUAAUUCAUGUUAUGUAAUGUCAGUGUUUUUGAUGUUGUCAGACAGAACACAUCAGUAAAAUAUUUUAUGUACCA